AUGCGUUUGCCCUUCGGAUUGACAGGGCUCACCAGAUCACUCAGUCUGGUGGCCCUUGUUGCCUCAACCCACGCAGUAUACAUCCCCCACAAUUCUCUCCACUCGUACUCUUUGGCCCAAAGGGACGUCACCACAGAAGUCACCACAGAAAUCAUCACAGCGUCCACAGCAGUCACGUCGACGGCGAGCCUCGUAGCGGACGCCAGCACUACGAAUACCGCUCCCAGCAUCCGCCUUACCUUGACCCGCUACAGCACCUCCACCAGGACGGUAGUCGAGACGGUCACGUCGGCAGCUACGUCGGCGACGAAUAGCGUGGAGGACAAUAAUGUUUCUGCCUCCACCGAUUUGGCUUUUACCUCUACUGCCGUCGUUACCGACGUCGUUACCUUCACUCCUGCGGUCGUUUCCACCCCUACUGACGUGGUAUCCUCCUCCACCGAUGUGGCUUUUACCUCUACUGCCGUCGUUACCGACGUCGUUAUCGUCACCCCUGAGGUCGUUUCCACCCCUACUGGCGUGGUUUCCUCUUCCACCGACGCCGUUUCUGCUUCUAGCGGUGUCUUUUCCUCGUCUAGCGGUGUUGUUUCUUCCCAUACCGAUGGGGUUUCCACCUCCAUCGAAGUAGACACACUUACCGUCUUCCCCGAGGUCUCUUCUACCUCUAUCUCUACCUCUACCCGUAGGACCACGAUCACCAGCACGGUUACAGCCACACCCAGCGUAGCGGACCGCAAUACUUCCCUUUCUACCGCCAACGCUAUUGAUAGUACCCUCCUUGUCAUUGUGCCGUUCGACGAUACCUUGCACACGGCGUUCGUCACGUCGAGGAGAGGUAAGAGGAAUGUAGCGGUCUCCAGUGUUUCCUCCUCCACCGCUACCGAUGCCUCUACCUCUACUUUAACCGCUGUCGCUCCCGUCUCGACUGAUACCGGUCGCCUGGUCUCUUUGGCCCAAAGGGAUAUGACCACAGAAGUUACUACAGAAGUCACCACAGAAAUGACCACAGAAGUCACCACAGCGUUCACAGCGCCCACAGCAGACACGUCGACGACAAGCGCUACCGAUGCCUCUACCUCUACUUUAUCCCCUCUCAGUACGACCACUACGACUAUUACCUCUACUUUACAUGUAACCGGUGUCGCUCCGGCCGCUUUCACCCCUACCAACCCCAAGAUCGUGACAGCUCCCAUGGUCAGCCACCCGACGGCUCCCGCGCCCACCGAUGCCUCUACCUCUACUUUAUCCCCUCUCAGUACGAUCAGUAGCACUACGAGUAUCACGAGUACCAUAACUUUCCAUGUCACCCCUAGCAGUGAUAGCACCACGACUAUCACUACGAGUAUCACGAGAACCUAUACUUUCACCCCUACGGUCACCGUGACGGCUCCCGCGGUCAUCGUGACGGAGUCGACGCUGGAUGAGGCGAAGGAGGGUUGCCUUGUGUGCCAGGACAUUUUUGAUGACAAUGGUGAGGUGCCGCCUGAGACGUUGCCCAACAAUAGUCGUCGUGUGAAGAGAAGAAGCUUGGACUCUUUGGAGGAAGAUGGCAAGGUUCCGGUGGGGGGGAAGUUGAUUCCUUCGGUGGAUGGUGAUGUCGAGGGCGAGUCUGAUGCCAACGCUACCGUCGAUGUCACUGUCGAUGGACAGGAUGGUGAUGCUACCUCCGUCGUCACCCACCAACUCGUCCCCCCUGAUUUGUUCAACAUCACCCUCACCAACCACACCAACGGUGCCACCCACACCACCCGGACCGGCUUCAAGCCCAUCCGCCUCUGCCCCGUCAACAACAUCACCCUCCCUAGGGGCACCCGCCAACUCGUCCCCCCUGAGUGGCCCGAGUUGAACAUAACCAACACCUCGCCCUUCCUCACCUCCAACACCACCCUCACCCAGCCAUACCAACCACACUACCCUGACCAGCUUCAAAUACAAGCCUAUCCGCCUUUCCCCCAUCAACUCGCCCUUUCUACCCUCCAACAUCACCCUCACCAACUAUACCAACCACACCACCCGGACCGUCCUCAAGUUCAAUCCCCACCGCCUCCCCCCAUCAACAACAUCACCCUCCCAGUCCCCAAUGGCACCCUCCCCACGGCAACUGACCAACCCGAGCCCCUGCCGCAGAACAACACCGAAUCCACCCUCCCUCUCAACUUUUGA
Neurospora tetraspora is the source of this 2163-nucleotide messenger RNA. RefSeq lists its product as uncharacterized. The coding region runs from base 1 to 2163 and encodes 720 amino acids. NCBI's taxonomy places the organism in Eukaryota, Fungi, Ascomycota, Sordariomycetes, Sordariales, Sordariaceae. The transcript has a single exon. The record is from RefSeq and is a predicted model, not a curated record.